This is a messenger RNA of Cuscuta epithymum, 2980 nucleotides long. The record is from the annotation of a GenBank genome assembly. Lineage: Eukaryota; Viridiplantae; Streptophyta; Magnoliopsida; Solanales; Convolvulaceae.
CCCGCUCCUAAUUAUGGACAUUUGCGUAAAUACAUUUUAUUCUUCGUAAUUAGACUCGCUUAUUCUUACUGCUCUCGAACUCAACUCGCAGGAUCCUUCAACACCAGACUUCUCAUUGAAGUUGGAGUCUCGAUUACAGAUCUGUUCAUCUGUUAUCGGAUUUUUCCAGCCUAAUUCGAGGGCCUUUGCGCAGCUCCAAAGCAUUGCCUACUCUCCCUCAAACUCUCAGACUUUCUUCUAUUAUUUCUGGUGCAUUUGGAUUUCUUCUCCUCAUCGAUCACCGUAUUCGGAAUUCCGGAUUUCCCUUCCGAUCACCAACCUCCUAGCAAUUCCACUUAGUAACCUGGCCUGUCCUUUUCUGUUUUGCUCUUCUUCCUACCCUUACAAACUUUAUUGAUUAACCAGAUCGGUAAAUAUGCUCAUAUAUAAGAUAAAAAUCGUUAUUGAUAUACAGGUACACAACUCAGUAUUCUGCUUAUAAUUGAACAACUAUACUCAUAUCUAAGAGUCUAAGACCCAAGGGUAGAUUUCAGAUUAGGUAUGCAUGAGCUAAUGCAAUUUCAAGUCUCCAACAAUGUAUUCAGCACAAGUAAUUUAAACCUUGGCCGGACAUCCAAACAGGCAUCUAAUUCCGCCUAAUGUACUCUUCAUCUCAACAAAUCUCACAAUUGUUGGCUCUUAAGAUGAAAGAGUCUAAACUCAUCAAGCAUGCAGGCCUUGACUCUACAGUCUUCUUGAGGAUUUAUAUCCUUGGUUUAAAGAUAUUCGGGCCGACUACUAUUGUAGUUAUAUUGUUUCUUGUUCCAGUCAAUGCAUCAGAUGUAACAUUAUCUUUCCUCAGCAAGGAUCUGGUGGUUAGUGAGAUUGACAAUUUCUCCAUAUCCAAUGUCAGCCCCAGGUCUACAAAGUUUUUUGUGCACAUAGGAAUGGAAUAUUUGUUCACAUUUUGGACCUGCCUUUUGCUAUACAAAGAAUAUGAAACAGUGACAUCAAUGAGAUCAAAAUUUUUGGCUUCACGAGACGGGGAUAUUGAAGAAGCUAAUGGCCGCCUCACUAAUCACCCUGAACAGUUCACUGUGCUUGUACGAAAUAUACCACGCGAUAGCUCUGAUAAGUCGGUAUCUAAAACAGUGGGAAACUAUUUUAAGGAGAAUUACCCGCACGAAUAUCUUUGCCACCACGUUGUUUAUGACGUGAAGAGCAUUGUCAAGCUUGUUAAGAAACGACACUCGUUUGGGAAUAUGAUGGAUCGCUACAGCAAGAAGGGUAAUGACACGUUAUCCAGGAGGUCAGGCUUUCUUGGACUUUUUGGUAAACAACAAACUUACCUCGAGUACUAUCAAGAUCAAACCGAAAAGCUGGACAAAAAAUUGAAGAAGAAGCGUGAAAAGAUUCUGGAGGGUCCAGAGUACAUGCAUGCAACUGCAUUUGUGACAUUCAAAACGCGAUGGGGGGCUGCUGUUUGUGCCCAGACACAAAUAGACCAGAACCCUCUUCUCUGGCUCACAAGUCGAGCCCCUGAACCUCGAGAUAUAGAAUGGAAGAACCUCUCAAUCUCCCCUCUUUCUAUAACCUUCCGCAGAAUCUUCAUCGCCAUACUAUUGUUUGCUUUGAUCUCCUUUUACAUGAUACCCAUUGCGUUUGUUCAAUCUCUCGCAAACUUGGAAGGUUUAGAAAAGGCUGCACCUUUCUUGAGGCCAUUAAUUGAAUGGAAGGUGAUCAAGUCAUUCCUACAAGGUUUCGUUCCUGGUGUAGCACUUAAAAUCUUCAUGUUAAUUCUACCAGACAUUCUUCUGGUCAUGUCUAAAAUUGAGGGACACGUUGCGUUAUCAGCGAUUGAAAGGGAAGCAGCAGAGAAGUACUAUUAUUUCAUUUUAAUCAAUGUAUUUUUAGGAAAUAUUGUGCUAGGCACAGCUUUCCAACAACUCCAUGCUUUUCUUAGCCAGUCUGCUUCUCAAAUACCAAGAAAUGUUGGAGUAUCCAUACCUAUGAAAGCUACCUUCUUUAUUACAUACAUAAUGGUGGAUGGGUGGGCGGUCGUUGCUGCUGAGAUUCUUAGGCUGAAAGCCUUAGUCAUGUAUCAUCUCAAGAACAUGUUCGCCAAAACCAAACGGGACAGAGAUAAUGCAAUGUACCCUGGGGGUGUAGAAUUUCACAAGACCCUCUCUACUCUUCAACUAUACUUUCUUCUCGGUAGUGUAUAUGCGGUGGUUACUCCAAUCCUUCUUCCUUUCAUCAUUGUCUUCUUCAUCUUGGCCUACUUUGUAUUCCGUCAUCAGGUUAUCAAUGUAUAUCAUCAGGAAUAUGAAAGUGCUGCUGCAUUCUGGCCGGAUGUCCAUGGCCGGAUAGUAGCAAGCUUAAUCAUAUCUCAACUUCUUUUGAUGGGUUUACUUAGUACAAAAAAGGCUGCUAAGUCAACGCCUUUGCUUCUUUUGUUGCCUUUUUUCACCUUCGCGUUUCACAAAUAUUGUAAGAGCCGAUUUGAACCCGCGUUCAAAAAAUAUCCUCUCAAGGAAGCAAUGGCUAAGGACAGGUCAAAUGGUGAGGCUGAUUUGAAGAAAUAUCAAGAUAAAUAUCUGAAUCCAGUUUUGCUCCCAUUCUAAAAAGUUUAAUUGGAUGACAUUUAAGUCAAGGGACAAAAAUAAUCUAAGUUCUUCUAACUUCCAAGUUUGGUAAUCUAGCGGUCCGGCGAACAUUGAUCUUCCUAGUAAACAUACUAAUCUCUGGUGGGUGGGUGGGUGGGGGUAUCCUUUAUUUUCGUAGAUACAUGUCACAAACAAAUGUUAUUCAGAGUUUGUUUGUAUUGUAUGUAGCAGUUGCUAAUUGAUCAUGAAGGAUGUGACAAGGCUAUAAAUAAUAUGUAGUAUGUGCAUUUGUACUAUGCGGGAUUAUGGAUUUAUAAUUUGCACCUCACAAAGUAGGAAUGAUCAAGUUUGUAGGAACUCUUGUUAAGAUUAAUAGUAAGAAGAUACGAGUAUGU